Puccinia graminis f. sp. tritici CRL 75-36-700-3 is the source of this 819-nucleotide messenger RNA. RefSeq lists its product as uncharacterized. The transcript has a single exon. Lineage: Eukaryota; Fungi; Basidiomycota; Pucciniomycetes; Pucciniales; Pucciniaceae. The record is from RefSeq and is a predicted model, not a curated record. Bases 1 to 819 code for a protein of 272 amino acids.
AUGAGUACCUUCUACAUUCCUGUGAGGUUUGCAAACGAGCCGCAAUCUCCUUACUCGCUACAAUCCGAGCAAUCUACCCAUAUGUCAUCGUCCCCUGCUCCUGACAAUACGACGCCUGAUCCCUCGAUCAAAUCAGAAGUGACCGAUGUACCUGCUACCUCUACCGCCGAAACCGCUGCAGCUGAAGAGACCAUCGAGUCUUCAGUUCCUGAUCCUGUGGUCAAGUCGGAAGAGGCCGACUCCCAUGCUGCAUCUGCUGCCGAGCUGGCCAACCCUGAAGAGACCGUCGACGUGCGUAGACGAGUCGAGGACCAUGUACAUGCACCUCGCCCGCCUCCUCCGUCCUUUUCCGAUAUCCGGCUGUUUGCAAUAGCCGCGGCCUUUCAAGCUGAUUCCAAUGGCCUGUUUCCCUUCCACUACCAGGAGAGGUACGCUUGCUCGCCAUCGCCUCCUCGCUCUUCUGACUACUCUGGAAGCGGAUCCGCUUCUUCUCCUAUCCGGGUCGAUACGCCGCCUCCAGCGGAACCCUGCUAUGUCUACCCUCCUCACCCCGAUCCUGAUGUCGAGUUAACGCCUGAAGAGCGUGGUCCUAUCUGGGCCGAGGUUGUACAAGAAGACGCCGUCCUGAACGCGCGUCGACACAUCAAAGAUCUCUUCCGCUCUUACUUCAAUCUCCUGGACGGCGAUGUCCUCAAUCACCCGCGUCGUAGUGGUGGUUAUAGGCGUAUGGCGCGAUGUCGACUGUAUGAGAGCAUUAUGGAGGAGCUGGACCGUGUGCUUGAGACUGUAGACCAAGUACAGAUGACUGUUAUAGAAUAA